AUGGAAGGUCCUCUUUCGAAAUGGACCAAUAUGGUUCAUGGUUGGCAAUAUCGAUGGUUCAAACUAGAAAACGAUGCAUUGCUCUAUUAUACAUCUCGUGAAAAGAUGGCCAAAGGACAACAAAGAGGUUUGUUGUGUUUUUUUCAAAUAAAAAUGUCUCAAGAGACCCUUUUUGUUUUUUAGGACAAAUUCGAUUAAAUGGCGCACUUGUUGGAAUUGAUGGCGAGAACAAUUCGUUGUUCACUAUAACCGUUGACGGAAAAACAUUUCAUAUGCAAGGCCGAGAUGUUCGCGAAAGAAAUCAAUGGGUUCGUAUUCUCGAAAAUGCUAUUCGAACCUCAAAUGGCUAUAAUACUAACAAAGUGACGAAUUCCGCUGCAAUUGUACAGCAUUUUCGACAACAAACUGAAGAAGCCAAUGAAUUUUUGAAGAAUUUGGUAGAACAAGUUAAAGAAUUGGAACGACAUAAAGGAUCCGACGAGAAGAAAAUUGUUGAUUCACUAAUUGCUUCAAGUAACAAUUUAAUCAAUACUGUCAAGCAUUCUAUUAUUUAUUUGCAGGUUUGGUUUCUAUGCAUUUUUCAAAAAGUAAAGUUGUAGGUUUCCAAGAUACGUUUUUUGAAAAAUGUAGAAAAAAAUAUGAUUGAUGUGAUGAUUCAUGCGAAAAUUUAAACAUAUAUUUUUCAAAAGAAAAAAUUCAGCCCUUUUUUUGUCGAAAAAGGAAAGCCGAUUAAGCUACAAUAUAUAUUACAUAUUUCUAUUUGUUUUAUUCCCCACUCUUUCCAUUUUUUCCAUGAAACAUAUAAAAAAACAUAAUUUUCCGAAAACCCAUAAACUUCCGGCAUAUUUUUUAUGUACAUUUUCGAAACAAAAAAGUUUCAGAUGGUUCAAACUCGCUUGGAUCCCAAUUCGACUACUGAAAAACUCAUUUUUACGCAUCCGGAUUUGAGCGAUAAGGUUUGUGUUUUUUUGCUUUUUGCCAAUAUUUGCUCCAUUUUUUCUGCUCUUCCUUGAUUUCUUUUUCUUCUUCUCCUAUUUUGAGUGCAAACAUUUUUUAGGAGACAUCUUUUUUUCUUAUUUUUCUUUUCUUUUUCAGAAUGUAGUAUAGUAUCACAUCAAGUGAUAAGAGACAAAGAAACAAUAUUUUUCUUUUUUUUCUCAUUGAAAAUCAAUAUUUGCUUCUCUUUUCUCACAAAAUAUUUAAAAAAAAACCAUUUUUAAUUCAAUUUGGAAAUAAUUCAUUUUCCACGUGACCUCUCGAUUUUCGCGUCACUCAAAAAAAACGUGUCAAUUGAAUUUGCUUUCCCAUUUUCUAUCACUCUUUAUUUUGGGGUUUUUCAUAAGUGGGGUUGGUUCCAUAAAAAUGUGUUAUACAAAAAAACGUGUGCUGCAGCCUACACCACCGUCGUCAACUCUCACUACCACCGACGACAUUAAUACAACGUCAUCCAAUUCGGAAACUGGCUCAUCGAAUUUGAAACCACCGCCAGUUUUGUCGGGAGUUCAACACUUGGAUCAUUUGAAACCGCAAAGAGCUGAAUCUUAUGCAAGGUUAGUUGAUGAAUAUUUGACAAGGGAACUCAUUCAAUAUUUGGACAUGAGUUAUGAUUUAUGAGUUAUGACAUUGCAAAGUUUGGCAGUUUUGAAAACAGACUUAUAAUUAGUUUUAACAAUCGAUUCUAUGAAGAUAAAAGAUAUGUUUUCUAGUAUAAACAAGUUAAGGAAAAUAAUUCGAACUUUUUUUUGUAAAGUUUCCAAAAAAGUGUAAAGUCCAACUCCAACCCAGUAUAAUCAAAUUUCCUUAGAACACUUUGUCUUUCGCGCCUCCUAAAAAGCUUUGGACCUGACAAAAAAUUCCCAAUUUUUUUCAGCAGCGACGAAGAAGAAUUCUACGACGCCGACGAAGAAUUGAUUGAUUUAGAUCGAAUUGAAGAGAGUGAGAAGAAAGAGGAGACACAGACCGAAGCUUCAAAAACAAUAAUGUCAUCUGAAGAAGAAGGCUUUGAUUUCGGAGACUCGCACGAGGAUUUCGAUACGAUUUAUAAUAAUGCAGAAGAACAUGACAUUGGAAAUGUUCAGCAAGAACACGGUUCAGUUUUGAUGCAUUUAUUAAGUCAAGUUAGUGUUGGAAUGGAUCUAACUAAAGUCACUCUUCCCACAUUCAUUUUGGAACGUCGUUCACUUCUCGAAAUGUAUGCCGACUUUUUCGCACAUCCUGAUCUUUUCGUCGCCACAAAUGGAUUAGAAUCGCCCGAAAAACGGAUGAUCGCAGUUGUUCGAUAUUAUCUCAACGCGUUUUAUGCGGCACGGAAAAGCGGCGUCGCCAAAAAACCGUAUAAUCCGAUUCUCGGCGAAAGUUUUAGAUGUCGAUAUACUGUGCCGAAUUUGGCACCGAGUGGAAAAAAGACUGAAAGUGGACCAUGGCCAGGAUCUGAUCAAAAUCAAUUGACAUUUGUAGCCGAACAAGUUUCUCAUCAUCCACCAAUUUCUGCUUUUUAUGCUGAACUUCCAGCUAAAGGUUAGUUAGUGAUGACUUUUUUCUAAUUGAAAUAGCGAAUUUUUUGAAUCGGGUCUCAUUUUCGAGAUGUCUCAAUUUUUUGAAAAAAAAACGGCAAUUUUCGGAUUUUUAGUAAAAACUUCAAAAACCAAAUUUAUAGGAAUCUCAUUCAAUGCACACAUUUACACAAAAUCCUCAUUCCUUGGUUUAUCAAUUGGUGUCGCAAAUAUUGGUGAAGGUGUCCUAACUCUUCAAAAUUAUGACAAUGAACAAUACACUUUCACAUUUCCAAGUGGUUACGGUAGAUCAAUUAUGAGCACACCAUGGGUUGAAUUGGGCGGAAAAGUGAAAGUUGUUUGUGAGCAAACUGGUUAUUUUGCCGAUGUUGAAUUUUUGACAAAACCAUUUUUUGGCGGAAAACCACAUCGGAUUCAAGGAUCGAUUUAUAAAGAAGGACAGAAAAAAGCGAUUCUUACAAUUCGUGGAGAAUGGAACAAUGUGAUGUAUGCAAAACCACAAAAUGGUGAAGAAUAUACUUUUAUUGAUGUGAAAUCGAAACCAGAAGUGAAGAAAGAAUGUGUUCCAGUUAUGCAACAAGGAAAACGUGAAAGCAGAAGGUAAUUUUGAUAUACAUUCCAGAAGUCUCUAGGGUGUUGUUUGUUAACUUAUGAAGGAAGUACUGUAGGUUUCGUUAUUUUUUGAAAUUCCAAACUUUUCUCAGAUUUGACUAUUUCAAAAAAUUUCCACUUGAAUUUUUUGGUCCCAGAAAUUCUUCAAUCCGUUUUGAAUUCGAUUUAUAAUUAUGCAAAAAAGAGCUCUAAUUUCUAUGAACUACAAAAUAUUUCUUCACAAACUAAAAUUUUACAGAUUGUGGCGCCACGUAACUGCUGCUCUUUUGAGAAAUCGUAUACAAAUUGCAACAACAUCAAAACGAUUUAUUGAGCAAAGACAACGAAAAGAAGCAAAAGAGAGAUUGGAGAAUUCGGAAAAAUGGAAUCCGGAACUUUUCGAAACAACUGAUACGGAUGGUGAAUGGGUUUUCAAAAAGAAAUUGGAUAAUCGCAAUGUGGUAUAA
This is a messenger RNA of Caenorhabditis angaria, 3571 nucleotides long. Lineage: Eukaryota; Metazoa; Nematoda; Chromadorea; Rhabditida; Rhabditidae. The record is from the annotation of a GenBank genome assembly.